This is a messenger RNA of Aspergillus glaucus CBS 516.65, 1280 nucleotides long. Its product is annotated as BRcat and Rcat domain-containing protein. The transcript has a single exon. Gene Ontology annotation, cellular component: ubiquitin ligase complex; cytoplasm. The coding region runs from base 157 to 1209 and encodes 350 amino acids. Gene Ontology annotation, biological process: protein polyubiquitination; positive regulation of proteasomal ubiquitin-dependent protein catabolic process; ubiquitin-dependent protein catabolic process. Gene Ontology annotation, molecular function: ubiquitin conjugating enzyme binding; ubiquitin protein ligase activity; zinc ion binding. Lineage: Eukaryota; Fungi; Ascomycota; Eurotiomycetes; Eurotiales; Aspergillaceae. The record is from RefSeq and is a predicted model, not a curated record.
UAUUGGCGAAGCGGCAGUCUCUUUCGGCAAGUCCAAUAACUGGGAUAAUUGUUUCUUCCCUUCCCUUUCUGUUCUUUAUCCAUACUCCGGUAGGAAACACAGACGUAUCCCAGCCUCGAGCGCAACUAAAUUUUCACAGAGUUUCUCGAAGAAAAUAUGAGUGACUCGGUCUCGAUCAGCAGCUGGGAGCCCGAAACCCCGUCCUCAGGGCCAUCAUAUUCGCAACGCCAUCAAGCGAUUAGCCCUCUGUCAAGCACUAGGGGCAGACGCUCUAUUGAUGGAAAUACUUUAUCAAUGUUCAGAUGUAACAUGCCAUGGGAGGAAUCUAGCGAAGACGAAAACCUUUGGAGCGAUGCCGCCACGGCCGGAACGGUUCUAUCCUUGCUUCACAGGGAGCCUUUAAGCCCCCAACGAAAUACCCGUAGACCCCUUUUCGACAGUACGGCCUCCGAAAGACAGCGCUCGAGAUGUGUCCUUUGUUUCCAGGUCAUGGAUCGCCUCUCCUAUCCCAACCCGCCAUUGGCAGCAAACUGUAAUCACAGUUCCAUACCAGAGGUACGAAUGUGCAGAGUAUGCUUACAGCGAUGUCUUGAUAUCCAAUUCACGUCAAACGGGUCAGAACCACUGUCAUGUCCUCUGUGCCGCGCUCGGCUCUCCCACGAUGAGAUUCGACAAUGGGCCAAUCCACAAACAUUUCAAGCAUACGACAACAUGAAAACAAGAGAGGCGUUAGAAGACGACGGUGAAUUCAUAACAUGUGUCCGACCAGGCUGCGGGAAUGGCCAGUUGCAUGGGGGUGGCCGUGAAAAUCCGAUUGUCGUGUGCAGGUCGUGUGGUACACGGAUGUGUUUUGUCCAUCGAGGUGCCCCAUGGCAUGAGGGAUUCUCCUGCGAAGAGUACGACCGGCUCUUCGUAUACACAGGUGAUCAACAGACGCCUGAGAAUGAUGCUUCACAAAAUGGAUAUAGAUGGCUGCGUAGACUAGGCGGAUGGAGGGCAUACAGAGCAGACGCUAGGCAACACGCGACAGGGUCUAAUAUAAACCAAUUUGGACCAAUAAACUGGACGACAGAAGACUUGCGCAGUCAGCGGACGAUUUGGCAGAUUGCAAAGCCCUGUCCUCGGUGCAACGCCAUUACUGAAAGAGAAGGGGGAUGCAAAUAUAUGCGAUGUAUGUGCGGAAUCCUUUCGUCUGAAUCAAUUUGCUAACUUGCUGACCAACAGGUGCUCUUUGCUGGCAAGAAUGGUGUUGGGACUGUGGUGGAUUUUGGCAGGCGGGG